Messenger RNA from Pisolithus orientalis, 1065 nucleotides. RefSeq names its product glycoside hydrolase family 16 protein. The coding region runs from base 1 to 1065 and encodes 354 amino acids. Lineage: Eukaryota; Fungi; Basidiomycota; Agaricomycetes; Boletales; Pisolithaceae. Gene Ontology annotation, molecular function: hydrolase activity, hydrolyzing O-glycosyl compounds. The transcript has 9 exons. The record is from RefSeq and is a predicted model, not a curated record. Gene Ontology annotation, biological process: glucan catabolic process.
AUGGUCGGGCUGGUCUUUUUCAGCAUAUUCGCUCUCCUUGCUUCCACUGGUUCUGCGUACGACGUCAUUCGAGAGUACUCUGGGAGUACCUUCUUUGAUGGAUGGGAUUUUUACGGCGCCCCCGACAACCUGACACUUGGCAAUGUCACCUGGCUCUCCGAAACAGAUGCCAUUAGCCAGGGGCUUGCAUAUGUGAAUAACCAAGGCCACGUCAUCCUCAAGGUGGACAACACGACCAACGUGACAUAUGGCCAAGAACGAAACUCCGUACGAAUAACAACUCAAGACGCAUAUGAACUUGGCAGUUUGUGGCUCAUAGAUGUAAACCAUAUCCCUUACGGUUGUUCGGUGUGGCCAGCAUUUUGGAGCUUCGGUCCAAAAUGGCCCGACGAUGGCGAGAUCGAUAUAAUAGAAGGCAUCAAUCUCAUGACGUAUAAUCAGAUGGCAAUUCACACUACGGCGGGUUGUACACACUCGGGAUCGGUUGGUCAGCUCGGCACAAACGGACCAACUACCGAUUGUUCCCAGCCGUCGGGGUGCACCCGACCAGACAUUCCACUGUCUAUAAGCCAAGCCACGUCUACUUCGUCGCUCGAUUUAUCAGACUGGGGAACUCCUCACGCAAAUUUUUCUUCCUCGACUUGCAAUAUGAUUGCAUUUUUCACACCUCAAAAUCUCGUGCUCGACAUUACUCUGUGUGGUGAUUGGGCGGGUUUGAGCUGGGAUUAUGACCCGACAUGUGGGAGCUCUGGUCCAACAGGGUUAUGUUAUAACGACUGUGUUGUUGGUCCAGGAAGCCCGCUUUACGACACUGCCUACUGGGAUAUUUCAUACAUUCGUACCUACACGAGCAGUGUUUCUACCCCAUCUCCCUCUGGGUCUCCAGCAUCCUCAUCCUCGUCUGCUACUCGAACUAGCACGACUGCGACUAGCAUAUCCUCAGCUGCUUCUACAGACACCAACAUCGCGGACACUCCACCCUUCCUACAGCCAAUAGGGUCAGGCGAACCUCAUUUGUAUCUUCUGCGCCGUGGUAACUCUGAGCUGAGUUUAUGGAACGCUUAG